ACUGGACUGUGAUCAGUGUCCGGAGCUUGAGCAGAAGCGCGCACGGAGAGGGCGUCCUGGAGGGCAGCAGCGAUGCCGGAGCCGCCUAUAUAAGAGCCGCCAAGAUGCCCCCGAUCAUUUGUCCACUCGCGCUUUUUCAAGACAUCCCCCCUGACCGCAGCGCACAGCUCGCGCUCUGCUCCGCUCUCACGUGCAGACUGACACUUUCCAGCAGCGGCGCACAAUCACGCCCAAGCGCGUUUAGCGGAUUUCUCCGUCCUGCGCUUCGCCAUGCGCGGCGGCCAGCGCGGAUUUCAACAUCUGAACUUUUGGAAAGAGGAGUCCCGGAGCGCACAGCGUGCUCAGCGCAAGCUGAGCGUUUCCAAGUGACUGCAGAGCGCGCCUGUCUGGCACAGACUCCAAGUUAAGUUGUGAGUAUGAGAAGAGGAGACCGAGGUUAGGGUCAGCGAGCAGCCAGCGGACUCUCCGGACACGGACAAUGGAAACCUUCAGCGUGUCAGUGAACGGCGUGUCCUACACCGUGGCACCUGAACUCUCCACCACCGAUGAUCCCUUUAACGGACCCAUCAAGAACAUCGCGCCCUGGAACUUCAUCAUCCUGGCCGUUCUCAUGUUUGUGGUCACCUCGCUGUCUUUAACCGAAAAUUUCCUGGUCAUGUUUGUCACUUUCAAAUUCAAACAACUCAGGCAGCCCCUGAAUUACAUUAUAGUUAAUCUGGCCAUCGCCGACUUUCUAGUCUCUCUCACCGGUGGAGUAAUAAGUUUCCUGACUAACGCCAGGGGUUAUUUCUUCCUCGGGAAGUGGGCUUGCGUCCUGGAGGGCUUUGCAGUUACUUUUUUCGGGAUCGUGGCCCUCUGGUCCCUGGCUGUCCUGUCCUUUGAAAGGUUCUUUGUGAUCUGCCGGCCUCUGGGUAACAUCCGACUGCAAGCGAAGCACGCGAUCCUGGGUCUUCUGUUCGUUUGGUCCUUCUCCUUCAUCUGGACCUUCCCUCCAGUGCUGGGAUGGAACAGAUACACUGUAAGCAAGAUUGGGACCACCUGUGAGCCCGACUGGUAUUCAACCAACAUCACAGAUCACAGCUACAUCCUUACUUUCUUCGUCACCUGUUUCAUUUUGCCUCUCGGGGUGAUUUUCUUCUGCUAUGGGAAGCUCCUACGGAAGCUCAGGAAGGUAUCACAUGGUCGUCUGGCCACUGCCAGGAAACCAGAGCGCCAAGUGACCCGCAUGGUGGUGGUGAUGAUCGUGGCAUUCAUGGUGGGUUGGACACCAUACGCAGUCUUCUCCAUAUUGGUCACAGCACAUCCAACUAUUGAACUGGAUCCAAGACUGGCUUCUAUCCCAGCCUUCUUCUCCAAGACAGCUGCUGUCUACAAUCCAGUCAUCUAUGUUUUCAUGAACAAACAGUUCAGGAAGUGUCUUAUCCAGCACUUCACCGGCGUGGGGACGAUCCCUGAUAGCAACCUGAAUCAGACCUCUGAUCGACCUGGAAUCACUGCCGAGAGUCACACGGGAGAGAUGUCAGCCAUUGCUGCCCACAUCCCUGUGGGCAGCACCACGUCACCUAGAUCGGACUUCAGAUCUGAUUCUCCAACCGACUGCGGUUCAUUUGCUCAGCUUCCCAUUCCAGAGAAUAAAGUCUGCCCAAUGUAACAAUAGGCUUUACCCCGACAGGUGUUCUCUUUCCCUGAGCGUGAAUAGACACCCUUCUGUAGACGCCCCACCCUCACCCUGUGUUUCAAGGACAAUUAAGGGUUAGCAAAAAGUAAGAAAUUUUAUGGUCCAGAGUAUUCUGGUAGAUGUUCAGUUUAUUAUUGGAGAAAAAAAGACUUGGGGGAAAGAACUGUAGAAACUGAACUGCUCAGAGCUUUACCCUGUAGAUAUCCUGUAAAUAUUUGCUCACCAGUGCUCCUCUGUCCUGUUAUUCAAGAAUGUCUUGGAUGUUCUCUUGACCAUCACGGCACAAUGGAAGGCACUUGAUUCAACGUGAUUCAUUCAUAUCCCAAUGAAAAAAAAGGGACUUGCAAAACCCACAGACCUUGACAUCCGUUAGUUGAGGGCUAGCCAGUGUGUUUCAAAUAUCACAAUGCACCCAGCCUUUCAUCUUGUCCUCGCCUUCUCCUUUGAAGCCCCAUGAUGGUGCCUGCAGAGAAAGCGUGUUUUUCUAUGCUGUUUCAGUAUUUGCUUUGGCAGCAAUUUUCAUUCAUCUCUGUCCGUCAAAAGGACGGAGCAGUCUGCUGAAUUUGAAUAUUUUUUUUUUGUAUCCCGCGUAAACUAGUUUGGGUCAAAGCUUUUAUCUUUUUUGAAGAUGGUCAAGAGGGCUUAGAGAUGCCAGUCUCCCGUUCCCUCUGUUGCAGAUAGAGGAGGACAGCAUAUUAAUAAGGUGCCAGCAGUGGAUCACCACAUACAUGCACACACUACAGUCCACUGCUUUGAUGUAAGCUCUCUAUAGGAACUGUGAAGAAAUGCAUCAAUAAUUAUCACUAGCACACAAGUGGGUUUGCUAGUUAGCCAUGUAUAAAAGCAAUGAGUAUUCCAUCACAAGCACAGUUCAGCAGCAAUAUUGAAGCUAAAUACCGUCACUUUUGAGCACUUCAGCAGUAGCUACAAGUAGACGUAGCAAUCAGUGUUACAAUAUGUCUUCUACUUUGUGGUGCAUGUUCAUUCAUUAUUACUGGGUAUCUGUCAAAAACACCGUCGUAUGCUAAGCAGUGAUUCACCGGUAUGGUGUUUGUUUACAACGUGUGUUUCAGUUAUGUCUGGCCAGGAGUAAAAUCCAGCAUUUUUAAGCACCAGUGCAUCUGUGUCAAGUUAACUGUGACACCAACAACAGACUAUUUUAAAGAGAACUGUCAAAUUAGCUUCUGUCCUGUCCUGGAGAAGUUUGUCACAGAUUUAAUCGCUUCAAUGACUGUUACUGCUUUGUUGUCAGGUCCAGAAACUUUAGAUACGUGUCUUUGGAACCUAAACCUGCAUUAAUCAAUAUGUUUUGUGUCAACAGUGAAUAAACUAUGUGUGUUGUGAAAGGGUUACUGUUCGAAAAAACACUGAAGACCUGUGUUCUUUUUAGCUCGUUUAGCUUGUAGGUUCAUUUUGAAAGCAGCAAACUCUCACUGUGGUUCAAUUUUAGAAACGGGUUGCUGAUUUCAGAAAAGGUCAUUUAACCACCUCUAUGCUACCUGGGCAGGAAUGUGCAAGACUUCUUUAUGAAAAUUAAUAAAGGAGUCUUAUACUUCUGCACCUGUGGCAUUUUUUAUUCAUUUCAUAUUUAGUGAUGAGUUGAAAAAAUCCUGUAAUGGAUACAAAUUACGUACGGACAAUGUGCGUUAAGCAUGACGUGAAAGAAACGCAAACAGAACAUAACACAGGGGGAAGUUUUGUUCAGAUUAGUCCACCCAUUAAGAAAAAGACGGGGUACAUUCAUGCAUGCGCUACGAUCAUUAUAGCAAAGAUUAUCUCAGAGAAAAAGAACUGGCAAUUUUUGUGGAUAGUUUUUGUCAGAACUUUUCACUAAAAUCAUGCUCAUGGAUCAGGAAUUUUCACGCAAAUUUCCCUUCCCUUACAUUUCUAAUGCUUUAGCUAGUUUAGACAAUUUGAGUCAAGUGGAGAUGUACACGUGUGUAUUUAAAAGCCUACUUUUAAACUUGUAAUCUGACAAAAAGGAAUCUACCAAAUACCUCCACAAGUCAUCACUAAGUCACAAGUACAGCCACCAAUUUUGGGGCAAGUCAAAUAUUAAACAGCAAUAAGGACCUUAUCAAGAAACCUACAGAAGUAUAGUUACAGUAAAAACUAGUUCUGUAUCAGCACAAAGCGAAAGCACACUAAAGAAGCAAUGACCUCUUCUCUAAAACUUGAAAGCCUUAAAGCAGUUUACAACAGCACGUGGGGCUAAAAGAAUAUUAUUCUUUGGAGGUAAUUGUCUUUAAGGUGUGGCCAUAAUGAACAUUCAUAUGUUUGGAGAAAAAUUAAGAAGGCUCACAAGGAGGUUCUUCCAAACACAAAAUCCCAAAGUUAGGGUUAAGCUGGAAAAACAAAAGUUAUUUUUCACAAAGUAGUUUUUAAUGUAUUUCAUGGAUGCUUUGCGUGGUUUCCAUUAGCACACUUUAAAAAUGCCAGUGUAGAGUCUAAACACAGCAUAUUGAUAUGAAUGGUCACAUUUUACAGGAUUCGUACUCUGUCACUCUAAACAUGGCUGAACAAGUGCAACUUCUUUAAUGACUGAGCCUUUGUCUUGGGUUUGUUAACCAAAAGCUCCACCCUAAAAGAGGUGGAAUCAAUGAAAUUUCUGAUUAUUCACGCUGAAUUAUUCUUAGACACUAUAAUGGGUCAUCCGACUAAUUGGGUUAACAUUGUGAUGUUUAUUCAUUUGCAAACAGGAUAUUCCAUUAAUAUUAAUUACAAAGCACUGCAUGCAUGACAUUAUGAUCGGGAGCUGAACCCCCCUGAAAAUUUGAAUCUAGAAUCGCCCCUGGAUCAUACGUUAAUGACAAUGCAGUAUCAACCGCUCAGCAGCUCCGCUACCAUCGAUGGUAGUCAAAAAUCCCAACUUUGUGUUUAAGUGUCAACACUUAAACACAAGUCAGUACCCAUAAGCAUUCUUUUAACGUUUCUCUAAGUCGUGCCACUACUGACACACAUACACAAGCUUCAGCAACAGUGGAUACAGCAGAUGUAUAUCGUGGCUUCACCUUGAAGAUCUGACAGGAUAUAAAUCAAACAAACCUGCCAGUGUUACAUUUUGGUGAAAAGGAUUACAGACUGCACUGAAUGCUGAUGAGGGGAGGGGAUACUUCCAACGGUCGUAGAUGGGUUAAAGCACCUAUUUCUCACCUCUUUACAGUGAGUUGUGUAAUACUUAUAAGGCAUGGCAAGACUUGUUCAGCUGUUUGUUUUUUGUCUCAUGAGUACUAUUGUAUAUGUCAUAGAUGCACUGUGGUUGUAAAAA
Molecule: messenger RNA, 4946 nt
Organism: Pelmatolapia mariae (spotted tilapia)
Lineage: Eukaryota; Metazoa; Chordata; Actinopteri; Cichliformes; Cichlidae
Gene: valopa
Product: vertebrate ancient long opsin a
Exons: 5
Coding region: 479-1651 (390 amino acids)
Biological process (GO): cellular response to light stimulus; visual perception; phototransduction
Cellular component (GO): plasma membrane; photoreceptor outer segment
Molecular function (GO): G protein-coupled photoreceptor activity
Source: RefSeq, a predicted model, not a curated record